Orbicella faveolata is the source of this 1410-nucleotide messenger RNA. RefSeq lists its product as uncharacterized. NCBI's taxonomy places the organism in Eukaryota, Metazoa, Cnidaria, Anthozoa, Scleractinia, Merulinidae. The record is from RefSeq and is a predicted model, not a curated record.
CGGCAGAGGAAACCUUGGCGCUAUUCGACGGAAUGCAUUGUUCUUGAGAAGAUUUUACGAAGCAAAAUGUAUUUUUGAGGAAGUUUGCCCCUCUAAUAACCUGAAUACCUAUCAAGUCGUGAAGGAAAUGUUUCAAUACGCGUGGUUAGAAUGUUAGCGAUCCCUGAAGAGCCCAGCGAAAUGAGACUCUGGGGGAGUCCCCCUCCAUUUAGUAAAGAUUCUUUUUUUGAUGAUUAUUCUACCCCUUCCUUCCUGGAAUAUGAUGUAGCUGCAGAAGUGGAAUGUGGUCAAGGGUUAGAGAUAGAGGAAGAUACAGACUGCUGGUACAGUGAAUCAACAUCGGCUACAUCUUCAGUCGAUUCUUCAGAAUAUAAUUCAGAUGAUGGAUUUAUAGACAUUGAGAGUGAAGAUGGAAAAAUCUCUUCUUUCUCAGGCUCAUAUCUAAAUAUUGCAGAGUUGGAGAGGAAAUGUAGAGAAUUAAAAGCAGUAGAGAACAGCUCACUCAAUUGGACAGGAAAUUGCAGUAGAAAAAGGAACCAAAGGAAUGGAGAUUCCAAGAAAAGCUCAUUAGUCGAUGAUAUUUUGGGGAGAAGCAAGCAGGAAAAUGAGAGAAGUUCAAGCUCCAAGUCAAGAAAUAAAUAUAUGUGUCCAUGCCAAAAAUUGAAAGAAUCCAUGGAGUUUGGCUUGAGUUGGAACAAAAUGUCAUCUGAUGACCAAGUCGAGGCAGUUGAAUGCUUGACAAGAGUGGCUUCCUUAACCAUGGGCCUCAGAGAACAAAUGGAAAUCAUCAGAAUUAUUAACCCUGAAGCAACAGUCCUUCCUACAGACACAGAAUUUGAAAUAGACCUAGACGCAUUCAAUGAUGCCAAAUUUCAAAGAAUACACAGAUACAUUAUAGACCAUCUGUCCAGGGAUUCGUGUCCUCUGUGUACAGAUUCACAAUCAGAAAUGUGUAGACAAAAUUCAAAUUUCACACACAGAAAGCACUUGAAGAGAAAACCUAGAGGAACUCUUAGCAUGAAAAGAAUUUCAAGAAAAUCCUCGAAACAUAAAGGAUUGUUAAAACGAGUUCAGCGACAAAUGUUAAAGGAGCAAAGAAGCGGCCUCUUUGAGAAUGAAGAGGUAAUUUCAUUGAGCUCAAGAACUAAAGAGGAAGCUAACGAUGUUGAAAUUGACAUACUUUGCUAAUUUUUUUGAAGUAACAAAAUGAAUAAACUUAAGUAACGCAUCCACUUUAUAAGUGUUGUUGCUUCAUGAAUUUUUUAUACUUUGUGGUUCCAUUCCCCUGUAGGACAUGUUCUUUCACGUAUGUCGGGGAAAGCAGAAGAAAUUGGAAAUCUCGGGGGGCCGAACACAAGCCCGGAACCAAUGGAAAUGCCAAUUCCGCAAUUAAACAGCAUGCGGAAACCG